AUGACCUCGCCCUACAGCUUCAAGCCUGGCGGGGCAUUGAAGCUAAAGGGAGAGAAGCCAAGGAAAAGAAAAUCAAGUACAUCUAAUAAUGUGCAAUCAUCGCUAGGAAGCAAUGCGCAUAUUCGCUCUACAAAAGACUUUGUUCAUGAGAGCCAUAAAGGCCUUUUGAUCUCUCACGGAACAACGAAAGCGGAACAAAAAUUUGAAGAAGUUCAGCGCAGAAGAGCUCGGCUCGAAGCCCGGAAAACACAUAAGGAGAAGGUGGACACUUUCAACAAGUAUUUGGACUCUCUUAGUGAGCACCACGACAUGCCCCGUAUCGGACCUGGCUAA
Messenger RNA from Malassezia sympodialis ATCC 42132, 333 nucleotides. RefSeq lists its product as uncharacterized. Gene Ontology annotation, cellular component: nucleolus. Lineage: Eukaryota; Fungi; Basidiomycota; Malasseziomycetes; Malasseziales; Malasseziaceae. The record is from RefSeq and is a predicted model, not a curated record.